Molecule: messenger RNA, 852 nt
Organism: Zophobas morio
Lineage: Eukaryota; Metazoa; Arthropoda; Insecta; Coleoptera; Tenebrionidae
Exons: 3
Coding region: 19-756 (245 amino acids)
Source: RefSeq, a predicted model, not a curated record
UGUACUUCGGUCUCCAUAAUGAACAACUUUCUGGUUUGUUUUGUCACUUUGGCGACUUUUUGUAACUGUGUUCAAUUUCCUUCUAGUUUCAAAAAAUGCGACAAAAGACGAAGUGAUUUCAACCAGUGCUUAAGUGAUGUUGUUUAUGAAGGGUUUAAAGUACUCGACAAACCUCUGAAAUCCCAUGGUUUACCAAGUCUGCACGACAUUGAAUAUCCGCCAGACGUUAUUAUAGAAAUAGGAAAUAGUACCUACGGACUAGAACAAAAGUUUAGUAAACUCAGGAUAAUUGGUCUCUCUAAACCCGAAAGUGUAACAGCUAGGUUAGAAUUUGGGCCUGUAGUCAGUACUCUAACAAUAGAAGCGUCUUACAUUGAAAUUAUCUGGCAAAUGAAAUAUGACGCUCAAGGUACCACCGUUCUUCUGCCUUUAAAAGUCCAAACAUCUCUGGAUUUGAUAUUACGCAACCCAACUUUAACUUUCACAAUUGAACUCGAAGAAUACGAAAAAGGUGCUACCUACUUUAAAGUGAUCCAUUCUGAUUUCGAUAUGCACACAGACGACUUUACGCCUCGUUUUGAGCAGUUGUUCUCCGACAAACUCCUUAAUGAUGAAUUUAAUUCCGCACUGAACGAAAAAGGAGUGCAGGUUUUCAACAUUCAUAAACACCUACAAGUGAAUAUGGCACCGUAUUUUGGGUCUAUUUUUAAUAGUUUCUUCGAGAAAGUACCAGUCGCUGAACUUUUUGUAGAUUAGACGUUUGCUUCAAACACAGCAUAUUAACUGUUAAUUUGAACUAUGUUAUGUUUUAAUAUCUAAAAAUAAAAAAAGGAUUUGGAUUGCUUUAGUUAA